Messenger RNA from Brassica napus (rape), 453 nucleotides. Its product is annotated as kunitz trypsin inhibitor 4-like. Gene Ontology annotation, molecular function: endopeptidase inhibitor activity. The record is from RefSeq and is a predicted model, not a curated record. Bases 1 to 453 code for a protein of 150 amino acids. Lineage: Eukaryota; Viridiplantae; Streptophyta; Magnoliopsida; Brassicales; Brassicaceae. The transcript has a single exon.
AUGUCAACAGCCCUGACUCUCGCCUCCGGUGGUGCCAACCCAUGUCCCCUUUAUGUCGGAUCGGAAUUAUCAAGGAGGAACAAGGGCCUUCCCCUAAGAUUCUCAAACUGGGGUUCUGGAGCUAGGUUAGUUCCCAAAUCAGAGAACCUCAACAUCAAGAUGGACCUCCCACCUACGAUCUGCGGUCAGUCAUCCUAUUGGUGGCUCACUGAGACUGAGAUUAAAGGAUGGCUGUUCAUAGCAGCUGGUCCUAAGCCAAAAACUGGAAAAGAUUCGUCCAAGAGUUUCUUCCAGAUCAAGAAACCUGGAGGUCUACUUCGCGGUUACAAGUUUGUGUAUUGUGGUGGCGAUAAGAGCUGCUACGAAUUCGGAAUGGUUGUGGACAGAUAUGGCUAUAGCCGUUUGGCUCCAUCCAAUAUGCCAUUCCGCUUUGUGUUCGUGAAAGCUGACUAG